AGAAGAAAAAAUUGUACCAGAUACAUCGUUUUCAUACUUGAAUGCAGAUAUUAAAGAGAUCACUCAUACGUCCUCUACUUUUUAAGUAAAUCUUGUUGGAAAUUACUGUCCACGUGCUCACUACUGGAGCAUCGACGUUUGAUAAACGUUUGAGCAUGCAGACAAGGCGGGUGUCAUUCUUCAAGUACAUAUAAAGCCACCAAGGGAGCAUCGGUUGGUUUCUUUUGAUCGCGUGCACUCGUUAAAAGAACUGCUUUCAAGUGUAAGAGUAUCAAAGUUCAAAGUUGUGUUGUCGCCAGACAUAUAUAAGAUUAGACUUCGUGCCUGAGAUAACAGGCUGAAAAUAUUAAAAAUACAUACUUCGGUGGCAUUAGUAAAUUUAAAAAUUCAAAAUGUCAAUUGUUGCACACCAAAAUGGAUUAGAUAAUAAGCUUAAAAAAAACUUAUUAAAUAGCAAAUCCGAAUUAAGUGACCACGAAGAAUAUCAAUAUCUCAACCUAAUUAAAGUAAUAUUGGAAAAAGGUGCUGUAAAAGAUGAUCGUACCGGUGUUGGCACCCAUUCUAUUUUUGGUGCACAAAUGCGAUUUAAUUUAAGAGACGGAGUAUUUCCAUUACUCACAACAAAACGAGUAUUUUGGCGUGCAGUUGUUGAGGAAUUGCUGUGGUUUAUCAGAGGCUCCACUAACGCGAAAGAACUAUCCGAUAAAGGUGUCAAAAUUUGGGAUGCCAAUGCAUCUAGAAAGUUUCUCGACUCAUUGGGUUUCAUCGAUAGAGACGAAGGAGAUUUAGGCCCGAUUUAUGGCUUUCAAUGGAGACAUUAUGGUGCAAAAUACAUCGACAUGUAUACAGAUUAUACAGGCCAAGGUUUUGAUCAGCUGGCGGACGUUAUAGACAAAAUUAAAAACAACCCCAAUGACAGGCGAAUCAUUAUGAGUUCUUGGAAUCCAAUAGAUAUACCGAUGAUGGCUCUCCCACCCUGUCAUUCGCUCUCGCAAUUCUACGUGUGUAACGGCGAAUUAUCUUGUCAUCUUUAUCAAAGGGCAGGUGAUAUGGGAUUGGGAGUUCCUUUCAAUAUUGCUUCGUAUGCCCUACUUACUUGCAUGAUUGCUCACGUGACUUUCUUAAAGCCUGGAGAGUUUAUUCACACUAUUGGAGAUACGCAUGUGUAUCGUAACCAUGUUGAGGCAGUACAGGAGCAAAUAUUACGCAAGCCAAGGCCAUUUCCGAAACUCAGAAUAACGAGAGAUGUUAAGGACAUUGACGACUUUGAGUUCACCGAUUUUCAACUAGAAAAUUACAAUCCACAUCCUAAACUCUCUAUGCCAAUGGCUCUUUAGAAAGUUACCCAAAUUGUGUAGAUAAUUCCAUCUUUUUUAUAUCUUUUAAUUUAAUCGUAAUUUUGAAUUCGCAAUGACGAACAGCCAUUGUGAUUGUACAUACAUUCAUAAUUUAAGUUUAAUUCGCCUAUUAAGACUAAUUUUAAAUGCUAUAAAUAAAACAUGUG
This is a messenger RNA of Ceratosolen solmsi marchali, 1504 nucleotides long. Its product is annotated as thymidylate synthase-like. The coding region runs from base 393 to 1337 and encodes 314 amino acids. Gene Ontology annotation, molecular function: thymidylate synthase activity. The transcript has 5 exons. Gene Ontology annotation, cellular component: cytosol; mitochondrion. The record is from RefSeq and is a predicted model, not a curated record. NCBI's taxonomy places the organism in Eukaryota, Metazoa, Arthropoda, Insecta, Hymenoptera, Agaonidae. Gene Ontology annotation, biological process: dTMP biosynthetic process.